AUGCCAAAAUUUCACUUUGAAAAUGUCGAGAUAGCAAAACGGUGGAUUCUUAGCAAUAUCGGGAGAAAGUGGAGCAAUCACAAGUCCACAUUAUGGGUAGAAUUUUAUGACCCUUCUUUAACAAGGGAACAAUUAAUAAGCAAUUGUCCCGCUGGAAUCCAUCGAGAUCAAUGGUCAACUUUUGUUAUUAAUCGUUUAUCUGAAAAGUCAAAGGAGACGUGUCGGAGAAAUGCUGAAAGUAGGAAGUGUCAAAAAAUUCCACACACUAAUGGAUCUAAAAGUUUCGCUAGGAGGAAAGCUGAAAUGGAAAAUGAACUCGGGCGUAAGGUUAAUCGCUCAGAAUUAUGGCUUGAUACACACAAAAGAAAAGACGGGACAUAUGUUAAUGAUGAAGCUAAAAGUAAAUCAGAUGAAAUUAUACGGGAAAUGAGUCGAAGUUCAUAUUCUUCCCAGUCUCAGUUUGCUUUACCUGAUGACCCUCUUGGUAGGGUUUUUGGAAAAGAGCACGCAGGUCGUGUUCGUGGGGCAGGUUUUGGACCAUGUCCAACUAUUGCAUUCGGAUGUCGAUUUGGGUCAUCGUAUAAUGAUGGUCAAAUGAGAGAGUAUGUUGCUAGUAUGGAAAAAGAGUUGGCUGCUACGAAAUCAAUAUUGCGAGCUCAAAGUCUUCAGUUGGACGCAAAAAAUGUACAAAUGGAAGAUAUAAAAAAGAAUCUAGGUGGGGCUCUUACUACAAUUUUCGAGAAUGCACUUGGGAAAAUACCUGAACAAUUUGCUAGUUGGUUAAACCAAACGUCAAAUUUUGGACCUUCGGAUGAAAGAAGCACUCAUCCACCUUCAUCGGAGAAUGAAAGAAGAGAUUCAUCCUCUAGUCGUGAUGUAACUUAG
Messenger RNA from Striga hermonthica, 885 nucleotides. NCBI's taxonomy places the organism in Eukaryota, Viridiplantae, Streptophyta, Magnoliopsida, Lamiales, Orobanchaceae. The record is from the annotation of a GenBank genome assembly.